AAUUCAUUGGUUGGUUUAAAAAUUGGUCGAACAAAAACGGAAGUAAAAGUAAAAUAGAAGCCAGGUGUUAUUUUCUCUCCGAAAAAUGUUUUUGGCUCGCCUGGUGAUUUUUGCUUUAGUGUACAUUAAUUUUGCAAGUGCAGGUGAUUUCUGUAGGACACACGAGGAUCAUAGGAAGAUAUUCCCAAACCCUACCAACUGUUCGCAAUUCAUAAUGUGUCAAGGCUUCACUGACGUUAUUAUGGAGUGUCCAGCGGGUUUAAUUUUCAAUUGUAUUACCUUAGCGUGUGACUGGCCAGCCAACGGGACGAUCCCAAACGAUUGGUGCGACCCUCCUACCGGGGUUUUCGAAAAAGAACAUUACUGCGAUUGCUCUAAAUACGUUUAUUGUGUCAAUGGGGUACCUAGUAUAAAACAAUGUGCAAAUAAUGCUAGAGUAGAUGCAUGUAAUAGACCACAAUGUAAAAAAGUUGUUAUCUAA
Diabrotica balteata is the source of this 481-nucleotide messenger RNA. Lineage: Eukaryota; Metazoa; Arthropoda; Insecta; Coleoptera; Chrysomelidae. The record is from the annotation of a GenBank genome assembly.